Lethenteron reissneri (Far Eastern brook lamprey) is the source of this 1159-nucleotide messenger RNA. RefSeq names its product ribonuclease P/MRP subunit p30 (gene RPP30). Gene Ontology annotation, molecular function: RNA binding. The record is from RefSeq and is a predicted model, not a curated record. Lineage: Eukaryota; Metazoa; Chordata; Hyperoartia; Petromyzontiformes; Petromyzontidae. Gene Ontology annotation, biological process: tRNA processing. Gene Ontology annotation, cellular component: nucleolar ribonuclease P complex.
GACGGGCAUGCUCCCUACCUAAGAUGGCCGCUUGAGGAGGCACGCGCGGCGAGAACAACACAAGCACCACCACGGCGGGGUCGCGAUUCAAGACGCCAAAGCCGGCACGCUCGAAGCAACGGCGCGCACGAGAUCACGGCAAUGUCUGCCGAGCUGAACCUGACGGGGGGCGCCAACGCUAAGCCGCAGCACCUGCAGAGCGUCGUGGAGGCGGCAGCGAGGCUGGGAUAUUCAACCGUGGCCAUCACAACCGUGGUGGAUUUGAGUGUGAAGGGCCAGGAAAUCAAGCGACCGCAGAUCCCGCAGUUCCUCCUGGAGAAUCCUCCAAAAGUACAGGGCUCAGGAAAACCCUUGAAGAUCCUGACGCGGCUGACAGCUAUCAUCACAGACCCGUCCCAUGGGAACAAAAUGCGCACAGGUCUGGAAUGCUACGACAUCAUUGCCGUGAUGCCCAAGUCGGAGAAAGUGUUUCACAUGGCGUGCAUGGAUCUCGACGUGGACAUCAUCGUCAUCGACGGCACGGAGCGCCAACCGUUUUACUUUCGCCACCCGUCCGUCCGAGGGGCCAUCGCGCGCGGCGUGUUCUUCGAGCUGUCGUACUCGCCCGCCGUUCGCGACGCUGCCGCACGGCGGAGCACCAUCUCCAACGCGCUCAGCCUCACGCUGGUCUGCAAGGGCAAGAAUGUCAUCAUCUCCAGCGGCACCGACAACCCGCUCUAUCUACGAGGACCCUAUGAUGUCGCCAACCUCGCCCUGCUGUUCGGCCUGUCGGAGAGCGAGGGGAAGAACGCCGUCUCCUCCAACUGCCGUGCCGUCAUCAUCCACGCAAAAACGAGGAAGAUGGCCAAGGGCGUCAUCCUGACGGAGAGACUCGGUGACCCCGGCGGAGGGGAGAAGGACGCCAAGUCGACCAUGGAGGCGAAGAGAGGGGCGGACGAGGUGGAAGAGGUAGCGGCGGCGGUGGCAAAAGACGAGGGGGUGGAGGAAGGACCUGCAAAAAAGAAAUCUCGGAAAAAGUGACAAGCUUGGAGCAAUUUCGCCACGUCAAUCGCGUGACGCGAGAAGAGACGACCCAAACAAAGUGUUCUGUUUAUGACUAAACAAUGACCGAUGAUACAGUGGAACAUUUUUUUAAUUUAAUAAAUUCUUUUGUACUUCU